Molecule: messenger RNA, 1094 nt
Organism: Tupaia belangeri chinensis (Chinese tree shrew)
Lineage: Eukaryota; Metazoa; Chordata; Mammalia; Scandentia; Tupaiidae
Gene: FATE1
Product: fetal and adult testis expressed 1
Exons: 5
Coding region: 125-670 (181 amino acids)
Biological process (GO): negative regulation of apoptotic process; negative regulation of mitochondrial calcium ion concentration
Cellular component (GO): mitochondria-associated endoplasmic reticulum membrane contact site; mitochondrial outer membrane; endoplasmic reticulum
Molecular function (GO): ubiquitin protein ligase binding
Source: RefSeq, a predicted model, not a curated record
CCCAUCUCCGGGUAUAUCUUCCUUGCGCUUCUACCCCUCAAAGAGGCGAUUUUCCAAGUGCCUUCACUGCGCACUGCACCCUGUGCUUCCUUUGCUAUAGUUUAUAAGUGACUAAUUGGCUGUGAUGGCAGGAGGCCCACCUAGCAUCAAGGAGGAGAUAGAAAUGUCCAUGAGCGAAGAGCUGGAUCCUAGAAGCCAAAGGAAAAGCCAAGAACAUCUGAUAAUAGAAGAAAUGAUGGAUCAUGGAUCCCGGUCCUCAGGUGCCUCCCAGAGGCGACAUAAGUCGGAACCGAAGGCUGCUGGCUCUGCUGCUACCCAACCAGCUCGGACUACGACUGCCACCCGCGCCAAGAAAGCGGGAUCCCAGUUGCCCAGGAUGCUGCGAGAAGCAGACCAUGGUGAAGCCCAUGUUUCAGAGUAUCCUGGCAGCUUCCAAAGCAUGCAGUUCCCUUAUGAGAGCAACCCCGAGGGAGAUGUGAUUGCAGAGAUUGGCCUGGAAGGACUCAGUGUAUUGGAGAUGGAGGUCAUGAGAAGACAGCUGCACUUCAUCACGAACCGUCUGAAUGCCCUGGAGGAGCAGGGCGCCACCUGGCGCCAGAGGGAUGCCCUGUUCUUCACCUUGCUGGUGUCCACCUGCAUUGCCAACCUGUGGCUGUGGAUGCGCCAGUGAGGCUUCACACUGCUGCCAGCACGCAGAGCCCUCCCUCUUCCCCUCUUUCCUUCUCUCCCUGGCUACCCUUGCCCACCCUCCUUCCAUCUCCCAGUGGUCCUCAGGCAGCAUCAGGACCACUUUUCAAAUCUGGUUGGGCCCUCUGCUUAGGGAGGGCCUCACUUGUUGGGAAGCCCUGAGCAGGUAGAGAUGCUGCCCCUUUGGAGGGUGAGGAGGGCGGCACUGGGCUCUGUGGGAACAGCAGUGGAAGACACCUCUUGCUGGCCUGUUUGGGCUCCCUGGCCUUGCCUUGGUGACAUCAGCUUGGCCCCUUCUGUACCAUUCUCUGUGGGCAAGGGUUUAGCUUUGUCUUCCUUCCUGGUUUGCUUCCACAUGGCACAUAAGGCUCUGUAUGGAGAACAAGCUCAAUAAAGGUCUAUGUUAG